This is a messenger RNA of Colletotrichum tamarilloi, 1278 nucleotides long. Its product is annotated as aminotransferase. The record is from RefSeq and is a predicted model, not a curated record. Bases 1 to 1278 code for a protein of 425 amino acids. Gene Ontology annotation, molecular function: pyridoxal phosphate binding; transaminase activity. Gene Ontology annotation, cellular component: cytosol. The transcript is spliced from 5 exons. NCBI's taxonomy places the organism in Eukaryota, Fungi, Ascomycota, Sordariomycetes, Glomerellales, Glomerellaceae.
AUGGUUCUCAAACCCCUGGAUACCAUAGAGUUCAUUGAUGCGAGCCACUCACCAGUGCUCCAUCGAGAUCUACGGGGUCAGUUCGCACGCAUCGUUGGCGGUGAAGGUCACCACUAUGUUGUAGAAGGCGGCAGGAAACUCUUUGACGCUUCUGGAGGCGCUGCCGUCGCUUGUAUCGGUCAUGGUGACAAGAGAGUGGCAGACGCUAUGGUGAGGCAGAUCAAUAGCAUCGCAUAUAGUCCUUCGACAUUCUUCACAACCCCCACCUGCGAGAAACUUUGCCAAUUCCUCGUCGAUUCGACCGGCGGUCGGAUGUCACGAGCCUAUCUAGUCAGCAGUGGGUCCGAGGCUAUGGAGGCAGCGAUGAAGCUUGCAAGGCAAUUCUUCCUAGAGAAGGAUACGCCAGAACCGCAGAGGCAUCUGUUCAUUGCUCGAGAAAGGUCUUACCAUGGAACAACUCUCGGCGCACUCUCUAUGGGUGGUCACGUUUCUCGUCGAGCCAAAUUUACGCCGAUGCUCCUCGACAAUAUCGAGCUUGACGAUGAGUUUACCCGGGCUCUGGGUUGUGUCCCAUCAGUGAGCGGAUAUUUUAAGGCUGUUAAGGCAGUUUGCGAUCGACAUGGUGCCCUACUUAUUAUGGAUGAGGUCAUGAGCGGCAUGGGCCGCUCUGGGACUCUUCAUGCUUGGGAGGGUGAAGGGGUAGUACCCGAUAUCCAGACUAUUGGCAAGGGCCUAGCCGGGGGUUACCAGCCGAUUGCCGGCGUCCUAGUCAACAAGGGAGUAGCUGAUGUGUUGGAGAGGGGUUCCAGUUGCUUCGUUCACGGACACACAUAUCAAGGUCACCCUAUUGCAUGCGCAGCAGCACUCGAAGUACAGCAUAUCAUUGAGUCGGAUGGUCUUCUAGUCAACGUACGAGCCAUGGGCCAAUUGCUUUCAGAACUCUUGAGAGGGGGCCUCAAGGACGAGCCUUGUGUGGGAGAUGUCCGCGGCAAGGGACUCUUUUGGGGCAUCGAGUUUGUGCGGGAUAAGGUGAGCAAGGAACCUUGGCCCAGAGAAGCACAGGUGGCAACGGAGAUGAGCGAUCUUGGGCGCACCGAGGAAUACGGCAUUGUGGUUUACCCUGGUGCGGGAACUAUGGACGGCGUUCUAGGCGAUCACAUCAUUGUGGCGCCACCGUAUACUGUGACACGGAGCGACGUUGAGUUCAUUGCCGACACGGUGGUGAAGCUGAUCAAGGGAUACUUCGCAAGACUGAAGCAGUCUGAGUCAGCUGUCUGA